Messenger RNA from Suillus fuscotomentosus, 3547 nucleotides. RefSeq lists its product as uncharacterized. The record is from RefSeq and is a predicted model, not a curated record. Bases 1 to 3390 code for a protein of 1129 amino acids. The transcript has 8 exons. Lineage: Eukaryota; Fungi; Basidiomycota; Agaricomycetes; Boletales; Suillaceae. Gene Ontology annotation, molecular function: protein binding.
AUGGAAACACACUUGCAGCGUGACCCGAACCCUAGGCCUCAUCUCCCACUCAGCCGAACUCUAUCUGCAGUCCCUAUAUCAUUACCCCCAUCUUCCCUUCCCAUUCAUCCCGUCCACCACUCUACUCAUCCUCGAUCUUCGUCAUUUUGCUCCAUCGCAACAUCAUGCCCGGUAGCUCAGAAAGCCAAUAUAUCAGACUUGAAGGCGAGUCUCUCCAUAUUAUCUUCGCAUCUGUUUCAUGAUCCUCACACUCUAUCUACAGUCAUCAGCGGAAAGAAUCUUCGAGUCCCCUCCUGGCGCAUUCCCGCUGGCAUUUACGUGUCCAUCAAUGUCGACUCGAGGAGACACUGGAGAUCGGCCCUCGGUGUUCUAUCAUCUGAUGAAUCUGUAGCGUGGGGGGAUUCUGUAACUCUACCAUCAAAUGUCUCGCCUGCAUUGUCGAUAGAGAUCAGGGCAUCCUAUGAGCUUGGUCGAAUGCUAGGCGGUGGAGAGGUAAUCGGGGAACUUGAAAUGUCGUGGGAUGAGCUACUCGGUCAUGGAGAUCACUCAUUUGAUCUAUCGUUCCCAGCCGUGCGCAGUGUCCAACCUUCCAUCACACUGAGGGUUGCUGUUGUACAUGCUUGGGACGACCGAAACGGCACGCUAUUUGAUUCCCUCGUAGACUGCAAGAUUGCUCGAGACACAGAUGCGGGCCACGCACAAUUGGCCACAUACGUGACGAGUAAGACAGUCUCUCACCUGGACGACGCUAUACCAUUUUCAGUUGGUUCUGGACCAGUGUCCGGCUACAUCCGAAAUGAUGUUGUAGACAUCGAUGCCACCACUUCCCUCUUCCGCGACGCCCUUGCAUUGCGUCCGCAGCACCAUCCCGGUCAUCCCUUAUCCCUAUAUAAUCUCACCGAAUCGCUGAAUUGGCGCCACUCCAGGAAAAGUACUGCCGCAGACAUCUGCGAAGCGGUCCAACUCUAUCAUGAGCUACUGCCCCUCUGUCCAGAGGGCACGUACCUUCCAGAUGCAACGAACUUCCAACAGACGGAUCCGAUGAAGGCAUCCACCUUCGAAGAGUCGUCCUCGAGCUCUGUCCUCUGGGCCAUGGACUUCGUCCCAAAACCCUCGACAAGCUUGCACAGGCAGUUCUUCGUCGUGAAACCGUGUCUCUGUCCCGAGGGACGUGCUGGCCGUGAUACCUACCUGAACAACUUGGCCUGUUCACUUGUAUCCCGCUUUGAGCACCAAGGCAAUCCUAAUGAUCUCGAUGAGGCCAUCUUUAUACAUGAAGAAGCGCUGCACUUGCGCCCUGUUGGGCACGAAUUUCAUUAUUCGUCAUUGGGCAACCUAGGGGGCGCCCUCGUCGACCGUUUCAACAAACGCGGCAAUAUUGAAGACAUGACCCGAGCUAUCAGCCUCCAUCGCGAGUCCCCGACGUUGUGCCCACCUGGGCAUCCACGUCGUUACAAUACACUUCACAACCUUGCCCUCGCGCUCAAAAACAGAUAUAACAAAUCGGAAGUCAGCGAGGAUCUCAACGAAGCUAUUGAUCAGUAUCGUGAAUCCCUUUGGUUACAACGGCUUGACAAUCCGAGGCGUUAUUUAACUCUUUGCAGUUUGAGCUCGGUGCUCUGCUCUCGUUUCACGCAAGCUCAGAAGAAUGAAGAUGUUGAGGAGGCCAUUGCUCUUUGCCAAGAAUCAUUGGCGGCUCUGUCUUCACUGCACCCGGGCAUGCAUUUCAGCUACACGUGGCUGCAUGAGGCCUAUUUGUCUCGUUACCGGAUUCUACACGACCCUCCUGAUUUGUCGCUUGCAAUGGAGAACUUCAGACUCGCAUCAAGACAUUCUACUCAAGGGUUCCCACUACGCAUUAUUGGCGCAUUUUAUUGGACCGUUGCAGCGGAGCAGCAUGGUCAUGGAUCCGCGCUGGAAGCCUACUCGACAUUUUUUGAGCUUCUGGGUGCUCAUUUGGCCACACGGUCUUCGGCAACUUCACGGCGCGAAGCUGCCGCUGCCUUCAAUUACGCCAGAACGCUCCCAGCAGAUGCAGCACCAUGUGCCAUCCGCUGUGACAAUCUACCGCAUGCAGUUGAACUUGUGGAGCAGGGCCGUGGCCAGCAAUGGUCGCUGGCCUCCCGACUCAGGACGCCAGUUGAAGACCUUGAGUCAGCGAAUCCGGCGCUGGCACACAAUUAUUUGGAGCUGAGCAAACUCGUUUCCAGUGCGGCCCAGAGUUCUGCACCCACCACUGACAGAGCUGCUGCCGAUCAGGCAGCAACAGAGUAUAGGAGAAUUACAAGGCAAUGGGAGGCUGCCGUAGCUAAGAUACGUGAUCUUCGGGGGUUCUCGCGGUUCCUGCUCCCACCUUUGUAUGCAGACCUGCAAGCGGCAGCCCGCCAGGGCCCGGUCAUCAUGCUCAUUGCGAGUGAAUAUUCGUGCAACGCCAUCAUCGUCCCGACAUCAGGAGAUCCCCAUCAUGUUCCCUUGCCAUCUGUCCGUCUCGCAGAUCUGACCAAUCUCAAGGACCGCUUCGCCAGGGCAAUACGACACGCAUCUACCAUGGGCCCCAAAUUGCCGCGAAACGAUCUAAUAGUCCUCUUGCGGACAGUAUGGGACGAGAUAAUGCUACCCAUCGUCAACGUCCUCCGGCAUAAUCUGAAACUGAAAUACUGUCGAACCUGGCUGUGUCCAACUGCAGCUUUCACAUCUAUUCCUCUCCACGCAGCUCACCCGUUUCGAACAAACCCAGAUGGCUCUAGGGAGCAAUGCCUGGAGGAUCUCUACAUCUGCUCUUACACCCCGACACUUUCGGAUCUAGUCAGAUCUAGACAGACGAUGAAGAAGCGUGUCACUCCAUCCUUCGUGACAAUCGGACAGGGUCAACCGGGUGCAGGGAAAGGCAAGGCGCUCUUGGCCGUCGACAGCGAGCUCGAGCUUGUCCAUGAGCUCGUCCCUGCGACGGCCAAACGCACUACUAUUUCUGGCGAUGCAACCACACGAGCAGGACCCAAAGCAGGUUACAAUUCGCAUUUCAUCAUGAGAGACGAAGAUCUGACGCUGCUCGAUAUAAUGGAGAGAGACAUUCCGCACGCCGAGUUCGCAUUCUUAUCAGCAUGUCAUACCGCCGUCGGGGAUGAGGAGACUCCCGACGAAGCGAUUCACCUCGCAGCUGGUCUUCAGUUUUCAGGGUUCAAGAGCGUCAUUGGCACGCUGUGGCAGGUCGACGACUCUGUCGCAAAACAUGUCGUCAAAGCCUUCUAUGAGAAUAUGUUCCCAGAUUUGAAGGAUGGAGGUGUGAUGGACUGUGCGAAGGCGGCUUGGGCACUGAACCGUGCUCCGCACGCCGUGACGACGACAGUGCCGCUGGAGCAGAGGAUGGUUUUCGUUCAUAUUGGUGUGUAGUUCUGUCGGAUUCCUAUCGCCUGGUACAUAUUUACACAUUGUUGAUCUGCGAUCUGUUGUGAAAAUAAAUUUGAUAUCAUACUCUUGCGCUCCAGCUAUCUUAUUUUUGUAUACUUUGUCGUUUUUUCGUCGAAUAGAAUGCUCACUAAAGUUCUUG